Messenger RNA from Gallus gallus (chicken), 2306 nucleotides. RefSeq names its product transmembrane protein 231 (gene TMEM231). The record is from RefSeq and is marked validated. The coding region runs from base 261 to 1223 and encodes 320 amino acids. Gene Ontology annotation, cellular component: ciliary transition zone; ciliary membrane. Gene Ontology annotation, biological process: regulation of protein localization; cilium assembly. The transcript has 7 exons. Lineage: Eukaryota; Metazoa; Chordata; Aves; Galliformes; Phasianidae.
GGAGUCACGUGGGGGAAACGAGCCUGCGGAGCGGUCCGUUUGGCGGUGCAGCCGCGAUGCCGGCAGUCACGCUGCAGAUCCCGACGUCGUAGCGACCGCCUUCGCUUCCUUCCCGCUGCCGUUCCUGGGCGCUCCCCGCUUCGCCGCAACCGUCCGCUCCGGAACGUGCGAACCAGUGCUCGCCCGCUGACGCGCCCGUUCCGGCGCGUGGAGAAGCCUGGUUUCAGUCAGUCAGUACUCGCCGCUGCUGUGGGCGCCGGAUGGCGGGCGUGGAGCUGUUCUCACACCCUGCGCUUCACACGCGCUACCGAGCUGGGCUCUGCUCCGCCGCCGCGCUAGCGCUGCUGCUCAUCGCCGUGCUCACCUACGUGCCGCCGCUGCUGGUGGCCUACAGGAGCCACGGUUUCUGGCUGAAGCAGAGCGCGUACCGAGAGCAGCCCACGGUCCGGUUCCGGUACGAGCUGCUUUUCGUGGCCACCACCGGCCCUGGCCCGGGUAGCUUCCUGGCAUGGAGCACGUUCCCAGCAUUCAACCGGCUCCAGGAGGACCGACUGCGCGUCCCGCUCCUGUCGACUAGAGAAGAAGACAAAAAUCAAGAUGGCAAAAUGGAUCAGUUGCAUUUUAAACUGGAGCUUCCACUACAACCUACGGAGCAUGUAGUUGGUGUUCAGCUGAUUUUGAUCUUUUCUUACCAGCUUUAUAGAAUGUCAACGUUUGUGAUGCAGAGCAUGGCUUUUCUUCAGUUUUUUUCUCCAGUACCGGGGUCUCAGCUCUAUGCGAAUGGAGACCUGAAACUGAACCAGAGGCAAUUGCUUAACCAUUGUGGGCUAGAUACCAGAUACAAUGUGUCUGUGGUCAAUGGCACAAGUCCUUUUGCAAGUGACUAUGAUCUAAAAAACAUCAUUGCAGCGUAUCGAGAUAGAAAUGUGACAACAGUAUUUUCAGAUUCUAACCCCAUUUGGAUGACUGGAAGAGGAGCAAAUACACCGUUUAUCGUUAAUGCCACUAUUCGUUACCCAGUGGAAGUUAUCUUAUAUCAGCCAGGAUUUUGGGAAACAAUUAAAUUUGCCUGGAUCCAGUAUGUCAGCAUUCUCCUCAUCUUUCUUUGGGUGUUUGGUAGGAUUAAAAUGUUUGUGUUCCAGAAUCAGGUGUUCGCUACAACUCCAGUUUCACCAGUUCUGCCAUUGUCUCCGGUAUUGUCCUACAAACAGCAUCAGCCCUGAGGAGAUGCCUGAAAACUUUUAAGAAAUGCGGUUUAAAAUUAAGUACCUGCUUUUUUUUCUCUGUACAGUUUUUUCUUUAGAAGAUCUGAACUUUCUAAGUAUGUUCUAAGUAUGUUCUGUUCUUGCUACAUCUUGUGAUGAAAGGAUGUCAUUUUCUUUUUUUAGAGGUGUGUGUUUAUGUAUUUCUGUAGGAGCACUGCUUUGGGACUGAAACAUUUAAUUUUGAACAGUUGAAGGAGAACUUGGUUUGUGGGAGUUGGUUAUUUUUUUUUCUCCAACAGGAUCAUACUUCAAAAAAAAAAAAGUCAGCUGCUUUUGAAUGACCUAAAUUUUGUUAAACCAUGAAGAUUGAAAAUAAUAUGAUAACCAUUAUGCUAUGAGCUAUUUGUACUGUGUUUUUAAUCAAUUCACUACUGAGUUAGGGUUCAGCUAAGAGCUACUUGUAUAUCCACUUAUGUGUGCUAUGAAAGGGAAAAAUAGAUAUGAUGUAUAGGGAAUGUAACUCUAACUUAUCCUUUUCUUUCCCACAUUUCUGUAACUUUGGUUACAAGUGUCCACCGACUUUGUUAUUAAAUUAGUUGAUGGAAAAAUUAAGGCUGAUGUGAGAAGCAGGGUUCUAGGUGAUGGUAUAUGCGAGGUUUGUACAGUUGUUUACUAUUGGCAAUAUUACUGUAAGUUAUUAAUUGGGAAUAUCAACACACAGAAGCAUAGUGUUUCACAAAGAAAAUGUAACCGACUACCAAAGAAACUUCAGAAUUCCAAAGCAAAUGAAUAAUUAUUUUCAGAAUGUAUAUGAUAAUUCAGAAUAGAGUAAAAUGAAACUAACAGUAAUCCCUGGUGAAAACUGAAAGACUGUUCCUCAUUCUUGGAGGCAGGUGGGAAAGGUGACUUAAGCCCAGAAAGAGAAAAUAGGCAAAGCAAUUUUUUUGUUUUCCUUUGGGGCUUAAGUUUCUGAAUUUGUUACUAUUCAAUUCUAGCAAAGCAGUAUUAUGUCAGGAGGGAUUCUAAAACAAUUCUGGAUAUAAUUUAACAAAAUUCUCUUGAACCAUGGUGUAGUUAAUAAAGGUGAAAUAAUAACUUGUA